AUGGAGAAGCCACAAGAAUGUCAUCUCACUCUAAUUAAGAGGGUAUUGAGAUACAUAAAAGGUACUAUCGAUCAUAGUGUGUUGAUGCCAAUGAAGAAGAGUACUAGCACAAAUGCAGAGGUACAUGGCUACACUAAUUCAGAUUUCAGUGGAGAUCAAGACGAGGAGAAGAGUAUUGUAGGCUACAUAUUCAUGAUUAGAGGUGCUCUAAUAUCUUGGAGCUCAAGAAAGAAAAGCAUUGUGGCUUUGUCAUCAUGUGGAGCUAAGUACGUGGCUGCAUCAUAUGCAGCAUGUCAAACAGUAUGGAUAGAGAUGUUGGUAGAAGGGAUCAAGGUCAUGAAACCUAAGAAAAUAAUGUUGUUUGUAGAUGACAAGUCAGUUGUUUGA
Vicia villosa (hairy vetch) is the source of this 387-nucleotide messenger RNA. RefSeq names its product secreted RxLR effector protein 161-like. NCBI's taxonomy places the organism in Eukaryota, Viridiplantae, Streptophyta, Magnoliopsida, Fabales, Fabaceae. The coding region runs from base 1 to 387 and encodes 128 amino acids. The transcript has a single exon. The record is from RefSeq and is a predicted model, not a curated record.